Messenger RNA from Pteronotus mesoamericanus, 1095 nucleotides. It is a transcript of the gene GMNN, whose product is annotated as geminin DNA replication inhibitor. The record is from RefSeq and is a predicted model, not a curated record. The coding region runs from base 223 to 855 and encodes 210 amino acids. The transcript has 7 exons. Gene Ontology annotation, biological process: negative regulation of DNA replication; negative regulation of cell cycle. Lineage: Eukaryota; Metazoa; Chordata; Mammalia; Chiroptera; Mormoopidae. Gene Ontology annotation, cellular component: nucleus.
CGGGGCGGGCGAGCGGAUUAGACGAGUUUUUCCAGCUGCGCGCGGCGUCUUCUCCGGAGGUGAGGACGGCGCCGCUCGGCUGGGGGCCGUCGUGUGCGGUGCCGCGUACAGGACUGAGCGGUUCCCUUCAGCGGGUGAGGGCGGUGGCUGCCCGAAAAGCCGCUUCCUGCUCCCGCCCGCCGGACUCGGUCCUCCCGUGACUCCGCGGAGCCCCAGCGCACCAUGAACCCCACCAUGAAGCAGAAACCAGAAGGGACCCAAGGGCACGUGAAGAAUAGCCCCGUCCCGAGGAGAACCCUGAAGAUGAUCCAGCCUUCCACGGCCGGGCCCCUCGUGGGACGGGAGAACGAGUUGGUGAAAGGCUCGCCCAAAGUGAAGCUCUGGGAUGACCGGUUAGCAUCGAAGAAACGCAGCCCUGGGGUUGCCGCUGUUCCAGAGCGCGGCGGCAGCGCAGAUCCCGGAGGAGCCGCCCAGGAAGCAUUCGACCUCAUGGUUACAGAAAAUCCGCCCUCUCAAUAUUGGAAAGAGAUGGCAGAACAACGGAGAAAGGCUCUCUAUGAAGCCCUGAAGGAAAACGAGAAACUUCAUAAAGAGAUUGAACAAAAGGACAGUGAGAUCGCCCGCCUGAGAAAGGAGAACAAGGACUUGGCCGAAGUGGCGGAGCACGUGCAGGCCAUGGCGGAGGUCCUGGAGAGACUGAAAGGCGAACCCCUGGGUGGCUUUGAAUCGCCGGAUGGUCAGGACUCUGACUCGGAAGAGGACACCGGCGAGGGCUCCGGGGGGGAAGACUCAGGAGCCGAGGGCUGCACGAAAGAGGCCGCAUCUUCCUCCCCGCACGCAGGGCCCUGCGCGUGAGGGCCGGGAACAUUCGAUAUGAGACACGUGCCAGCCCGGGUCCCCUGCCUGCAGUUCUUUGUAGCAGAGCAAACAGCUGUGCACUGCAGACUUGAGAUCACGCCUCCCUGAUGGAAUCCUGGGACCUUAUUAUUGUAUUAAAGCACAAAUACUAUGUAUUUUUAAUCUGUGGCAUUUUAUGUAAAUAGCAUUUUCUCAGAUGUCAGACACUACUUGUGUACAUGAUAAAUAAACUUAAGU